CUGCGCGUCAGAAACCAACCUGAAGGAGCAGCAGAUCCGAUUGUUGGCACUGUGGGCUGUGGACUGACUCGGAGGAGGACUACUGAUAGAUAGAAAAGGUCAACUCCACCCAACCUCAGCGAGUAUGGCAACAGCGAGCACCUCAGGGCAGAGCACCUUCGGACUCGGGAGGAAAAAGAAGAACCCCGGUCUCAUGGAUCAGAUUACUAAGUUCUUUGGAGGAGACAAAAAGAAAAGGAGCAAGGGGUCGUUCCGAGGUCACCUGGCCUCAUCGCCCCAGCAAUCCUCCUCUCGCCGCCGGACCAAUGAAAACGCUGUGGUGCAUUUCUUCAGGAGCAUUGUUUCCUCUCCUCGUCCUAAAUCCAGGUGGAGAGACGUCUUGGGUUUGAGCGACUCGCUGCUUCUGGAUGACUUUGAAACUGCUCGGCUAUUUAUGAACCACAACCGGCCUCGUCGCCACGUGCCGAGAGCACAAAGUCGCCCGUCAGAAGACGCAGAGACCAAAGCACACUGUCCAGGAUCUUCAACCUGGGAGACACCAAGUCCCGUCCACCCACUAAACGCUGGAGCACCAUUUUCUGAGCUCUCCGCCGAGGACAAAACCACAGAUCCAACCCCGAUGGGACAAGACAAAGGAGGGGGACAAGUAGCGGCGGACUCACAACCUCAAGAAAUGUUAACUGACUAACACAAGGCCUCCUGUAUGUUUAGACACUGAGUAUUAAAUCCACUCUCCAGGGAUGUAGAUGGUCACUGUGCCUGUUUUUGUUUUAAUCUUAGAUAUCUUGUCGAGCUGUUUAUAAGAGGUUUGGUCGUGCUUUUAGUAUCUUACUGUAAAAAUCACCCGUUCGAGUAUCUUGGUCUGAUGGUGCUAGUGUCUGCUGUCUGCAGGUUUGUUCAUGGCAGAUGUUUUUCUAUUUGUCUCCCGUCGUUUUGUACUUGAGUGACGCUUUGUGUAUCUCGCUGCUUUCUAAGAAACUCACACGCCAAACAUGUUUUUCUUUCAUAUGUGAAAUCCAGAUGGAGAGCGGUGCUGUUUGUGGCUGAGUGAAACGUAUGUUGCAAAGCAUUUGAGAACACAACUGGAAACCUCCAGUAUCCUAGUAUGAACUCUAAUAUUAUUUUGAUGUAACAGUUUUUGUUUCAUUAUGCUUCAUUGUAAUUAAUUCCAAAAAUAAAAUAAAAUGCCCUUUUCAAAUGCACUGUUACAUAACUAUAAAUGUCCUAAAAACAACUGGUCUGCUCUUUUUUUCUACAUGGUAGCUUCUGCAUGCAUUUCAUUUAUUGUGAGGUAUUUGUUUGCAUCUUAAAUUUAGUUUGAUUUUUUAAUGUUAUCUGUGUUAAAUGUGAAAGAUGACAGAAAACAGUUUGAUUUAUCCGAUGGUCAGAUAGUAAGUGGUUCAAAGGUUUAUGGCGGAAGCAAUGAGAUUGUAUGAGGAGCACUGAAGGACAGUAUGUUGAUUUCAAAUGUUCUGAUGCAUAAUUUGGUUAUUGUUAUUUCAUUUUGUUCAUAAUAAAUUAUACUGCCACUCUCAUUUGUACAUGAUCUGUUUCACUGUAACUGAAAACUGUAAAGAUAUUAGUUUUUUUUGUUUGUUUGUUUUGUUUUUGUUUUCUUGCUGAUGUGGUGGUGCUACAAUGUUUUGUUUCCUCUUAAUGUAAAACUCAGUUUUUGAUGUUCAGCCUAACUAGAAAUAAACAUGUGUCCUUUCUCAGUUAUUAAA
Messenger RNA from Plectropomus leopardus (leopard coralgrouper), 1724 nucleotides. Lineage: Eukaryota; Metazoa; Chordata; Actinopteri; Perciformes; Serranidae. The record is from RefSeq and is a predicted model, not a curated record.